This is a messenger RNA of Mucor velutinosus, 1194 nucleotides long. Its product is annotated as Vacuolar protein sorting-associated protein 70. NCBI's taxonomy places the organism in Eukaryota, Fungi, Mucoromycota, Mucoromycetes, Mucorales, Mucoraceae. The transcript has 2 exons. Bases 1 to 1194 code for a protein of 397 amino acids. The record is from RefSeq and is a predicted model, not a curated record.
AUGCCACUCCCUAAAAUUUUGGCACCUUUAUUGCCUCAAUCGCAGCGUUUGCAGCAAAAGCAGCAUGACGCAGUAUUGUCUCCUGCACUGCCAAUGAGUCCUCCAACCAAUAAUCCGUACAACAACAUGAUUGGCUUGUCCACUGAAGAGACCUUGGUGGAAUCAGUCGAUGAAUCAACCACAGAGACCGCCAUCGUCCUACACGAAAAGCCAACUGCGUUUGACAUGUGUGAUAACGACUUGUUGAUUGAAUCCUGCCACGACAACAACGACGACAGCCAGCAACUAGAGCAGAAAGAACUGAUUUCCAUGUCUGCUCCAGCAGAGACCACUGCCAUGAGCACCAACACAACCUACCAAAGCUUUGGCUCUUCAUCCUCUUCCUUGACCAUGUCAUUGACUGACAGUGGAAAUGAAACGCUUACUGAAAUCACACCAGAUGAAGAGCUGGAAGAGCCGGUCAAGAUGCCUUCAUCACCUUUGGAAUGCACUACACCUGUCACUCCUCCUCAGCUCAUGGAAGAAGAACAAGCAUUCAUUGACACCAUGGAUCAUCACCAACAACUAGACCUUGUCAACAGCCCUUUACAAGUGCCUGCUGUUUCUGAUCAGCAACCAGAUGAUAUGGAGGAGGUUAUUACAUAUAGCGAAGAGCCAAUGGAAGUGUAUCAUGACCCCUUUACUGCUGUUGAUGUCAUGGACAAUCAAAUGGAAGAACGAAUACAAGCACAAGAUGAUUUCACCCAACCCAUUCAAGCUUCCUAUACUACCCAUCAAGGCGAGCUCUUGGACGAGGCUCAAGAACCUGAUUUCAUGAUGAAGAACAGCUUUAGAAGGGCACCCAGUCGCGAAGGAAGUCUCAAGAGCAAGUGCAUGAAGCUGAUCCGUGGUAUGAAGUUCCGUCUUAGUCAAGAACGAAAGGAAACGAAGAAGGAAAACCGCAUGAAGGCUGCCUUUGAAGCGUCCGCUGAUCAAGAAGGACACAUUGACACUCACUUAGCAAGAUCUUGCUCUACUGUCACCAUUUUGAAUGAGGAGAGACUAACACCCAUCUAUCGUCGUAAUAUUGCCGAAUCCACCCUAUGCAGUCCUACCAAUACUGAGCCAAUUGCACCUUACAAAUCACCAGAAAUUGGGUCAGACGCUUACGAUAUUAAACUUCUUUGCGACCAAAGCUUCUUCGGUCGAUAUUGA